UUCCGAGUGGUUUGAACUUUUUCGACGAGUGUGCUGUGUACAUAUGCAUUAGUGGUUAUAAAAUUGUUAGAAAAAAUGGAUUAAUCAAUUUGAGAAAUUAGUAACUUAAGUGAUAAACAAAAACAAUUAAAAACCCAAAGGACAGUACGCUGAAAUUGAACAUUUUGGGACAAUGUACUUUUGUACUUUUUGUUAUGGAGAUGGAGGUGUAUGUGGAAAAUCGAUAUAGCAAUUUUCGGUCUGUAAACAGGCUUAAACAAAAAUAAAGAUGGAGUGAAAAAACAGUAUAUUGCAUUUAUAAAAUUAAAUCCAUCGAACCUGCCAAAAUCGGAAAAUAUCAAUUCUUCGAUUAUGAGUUCGAAUGGCAGUGACCUGGGGCACAAUAAUAGGCGGAAUGAGAAGGCCAAUCCCGACAACGUCCACUCCUCGAUGCGUGGGAGUGGCGGCAUGGGCAUGAGUUCCACCCGCCGGAAGUCCAUUAACUUUCAGAAUCAGCUGCAACUGGCGUUGGAGUCGAAUGAGUGCGAUGUGAUGUACUGCAGCCUUUCCUCAGGCCGCUUUCGCACUCCGAAUGGCGAGAAUUACCCGCCACACGGGGGCAAGCUGAAGUUAUCGCCGCUGGAGAAGUACGAUGAUGCGAAUAGGGGCGUGCCGCCGCCCUCGCCGGCUCCAAAUAGCGAUUGCUUCGCCACCUGUGUGGCCAAUCAGCUGCCUUCGCAGUCGUGCACUGUUGGGUCCCUCAAGCCAGAUACUUCGGUGUUGCAGAAGCACGGAAUGGGUGGGAAUGGAAUGGGCAACAGCGGAAUGGUUGGGAAUGGGAACUAUCAUCAGCGCGGAGUUUCGCCCAAUUCCAGAUACCGUUUGGAGCGCUAUCGCGAGUCGCAGCCAAGCAACCAGACAUCAGCAGUGCCCUCGGCCUCUUCCACCUCCCGUCUCCUGCUGCCUUCCAAUGUACCCUUGCCGCUCUCGCAGUGCGAGAACUACAAUGCCUACCUGGGAUCCACGGUGCACACGCCGGUCAAGCGGUAUGUGCCCACCCCGCCACCCGCAAUGGAGAUCUACUCGGAUCUAAGCAUGUCCUCCUCCUCGCCGGCGGGCAACCUGCCCACUCCCGCCGCCGCUGCUGCCGUGGCCGCCGCCUCCUCCUCCUCCGCAUCCUCCUCCUCCGCUGGGCAGUCGCAGUACGCCAAUAUGCCCUAUGCCAGCUACCGCUCCAAGUGCUGCCACAGUGAAGCCUCGCACGGCAGCCUCAGCCGCACCUCGCAGACCUACGCCAGCUGCUCGCCGGCCUGCACCUCGCCAUCGCCGGCUCCUUCGACCAGCAUGUCGAUGGUCUUCUCGGCGGCCAGCUCCUGCUCGCCCAUCAUGACGGCCACCACAGGAGCCUCGCGGUCGGGUAACCACCGUGGCGAUGAUAGCGACUCCGUGAUUGUGGUGGCCCAAGGAGGAGGCUCCGUGGCCCAGAUGGAAGUGGAAAAUCCCGCGGCAACUUGCCUGCACUGCAAUACAGUGCGUCGCACGACGGGCGUGCAUCAGACCACCCAGACCACGGGUCCCAUUAGUCCGGUGCCCAUAGCCCUGCCCGUGCCCUUGGCCAUGCCAGUGAUCUCCGCCGGUCUGGGUGAGCAGAUGCCCAGCCAGAACCUGGAGGCGAAAAGGCUUGAGCCUCCGGCAUCGAGCCAACACCAGCUGUACCGCAGCCAGAUGGUUAGUAAUCCACGCCUGCAGCACAUCCACCACCAGACGCAGCAGCACCAGUCGCUCCAGGUGCUCCCGCAGCCGCAGCAGCUGCACCAUUUGUCCUGCAAGAAGAGGAUUGGGAUCUACAUGCGGCGCACCACCUCGCAGUUCUUUGGCGUGGAGCCCAGCACCGAGGUGGCGGACUGUGCCCUCUGGCAGGGACGCCAUCGCCGCCUGGCCAUCCGCUGCUUCGGGAUGUUCGACACCGAACUGGAGUACCACAUGCAGCAGGCGGCCGCUGGCGAGGAUGCGGGUCAGGGCAAUGGAGGUAACAGCAACUAUGCACCGGAUAGACCGGAUAUCCUGCCCGUUCAGGAUGCCCUGGGCAUGGACAUGACGCUAUCGGGGGAUAACAGGCGGCAGAAGUGCUACACCAAUCGGGAUUUCCUCGCCGGGGAGUUCGUGGAGCGCAAGGCAUCGGUGGGCUACAUGUUCGUGGCCAUGGUCAGCUACCUGGUGCACAUGUUCAACAAGCGGCGGCCCAUCCAGAUGCACCGGGUGCGGUGUCCCUGGCAGUGGUCCCGCAGCUUUGCUCCGCUCCACGUGACCUCGCAUGGCAAUCAGCAGGCGGAGGGGGAGUGCUUAACGGAUGGUUUGGAGGCCAUCAUAGAUGACGAGGUGUUCUUCGAUAGUCCCUGCGAGAUUACCGGCGCGACGGUGAACGAGGAGAGCUCCGAGAUGGGCGGCAGGCAGGCAACCAAGACGAGACCCUGUGGAGAAGUGGGCGUGAGUGUCUACAUGGCGGAGAGGCAGCAGAACGGGUGGAGAACCUCCGCUUUGAAUAGCGGUGGCACUGCCAGCAGUGAUAUCAAUCUAACCGGGGAGCAGAACUCGCAUCCCGCUGGCCAAGCUCACAUUCCACUCUGCAGCUCGGUCUCCAGCCAAAUGCAGCCUGCGAUGAGGAGCUCCCAUUCGACCACCUCCACCUGCAAUCGGGGCAAUCGCAUUACGGCUCAGCUGCUCGAUGGCGUCCUGGAGAACUCACGACGUCCGCCGCUCCGUUGCAUCAAGUACUUCUCGGUGAACGACUUGGAUGAUCGCACCGAUCAUCGACCCUUCUUCACCUACUGGAUCAACACGGUGCAGGUGGUGGUGCUCAUCCUCUCGAUCAUCUGCUACGGCAUCGCUCCCAUUGGCAUUGGUUCGGAGCAGAAGACCGGGCAGGUGCUGGUCACCAGUCUCAGUCUGCAGACGGUUCAGCAUGUGGAGCAGCGGAACCUUUGGAUCGGCCCCAGGCACAUUGACCUGGUGCACAUGGGCGCCAAGUUCGCCGCCUGCAUGCGACGCGACAUCAAGAUCACCGAGGUGGUCACCAAGACCAGGCGACACGAGAGGGAGACGGCCUGCUGCAUUCGGAACGAUGACUCCGGAUGUGUUCAGAGCUCCCAGGCGGAGUGCUCCAUCCGAGGACUCUACCCUACGAAAUCGAUAUCUACGUGGAAGAAAUGGUCUCCCAGUGAGUCGGGACCGGGAGGAAGGAUCUCCGGUUCGGUCUGCGGACUGGAUCCCAAGUUUUGCGAUGCCCCCGCAUCGAUAGCUCCCUACGAAUGGCCCGAUGACAUCACCAAGUGGCCGAUCUGCCGGAAGACCAAUUCGUUUACCCAACGAUAUCGCUACAAGGACCAUACAUCCGAGCACAUGGUGUGCGAGGUGAUUGGACAUCCCUGCUGCACGGGUUUAUAUGGAGAGUGCCGGAUAACGACCCGCGAAUACUGCGACUUUAUAAAGGGAUAUUUUCAUGAGGAAGCCUCGUUGUGCUCACAGAUAUCGUGCCUAAACAAUGUGUGCGGAAUGUUCCCAUUCAUUUCCGUGGAAACUCCGGAUCAGCUGUACCGACUGCUCACAUCGCUCUGCAUGCACGCCGGAAUCCUGCAUCUGGCCAUUACCCUUAUAUUCCAGCACUUGUUUUUGGCCGAUUUGGAGAGGCUGAUUGGAACCGUUCGCACAGCGAUUGUCUAUAUAAUGUCGGGCUUUGCUGGAAAUCUAACGAGUGCCAUUCUAGUGCCCCAUCGUCCAGAGGUUGGACCCUCUGCAUCUCUAAGUGGUGUGGUGGCCUCGCUGAUUGCCCUGCUGGUCUGGAUGCAUUGGAAGUAUCUGCACAAGCCCCACAUUGCGCUCUUCAAACUGCUGCUCCUGUGCAGCGUAUUAGUCGGAAUCGGAACACUGCCUUAUCAGCUGAACUUCCUGGGAUUGCUGGCUGGAGUGAUUUGUGGCUGCCUUUUAACCGUGUCCCUAGUGCCAUUCACCACCUUCUCGAAAUACGGUCGUAAGAAAAAGAUAAAUCUCAUUUGGACCUGCGUUCUGUUUCACCUCGUCGUGUACACCGCUAUGAUUGUGACCUUUUACAUUCACCCCAGCGAAUUCCACUCCAUUAGCUUUGUAGAUAUGUUUAGUAAUAACAAUGGAUACGAAAAUUUCACCAAUACCGAUCAUCAUGGCGUUGAUGUGGUCAGCAGCAAUACCCGAUACUCGCAGACGCAGAACUCCCAAUAUUAUUAUCAUCAUCACUCGGAUGACAUUAUAAGGAAGAGCGUUACGUUUACAGAGAAAGCUCUUGUUUCGCACAUUUUAUAUCCCGCUGCGCCGCGGAAAACGAGCGCCCAACAAUGGCAGGAAGUAGAGUAUAGUCGUUCGUUUAAUCACCUUUCAAACUAUAGUGAUCGAAUUAAAAAAAGUAUUGGAAAUAUAUCAAAGCUUAAGCAAGUGUUCACUUCACCCAUUAGAUUCUCAAACAAGAACAACCACUCUAAUCUUAUGACUGAAUUAACAUCGGUGCACUCCGAGAAUAAACAGAAAUAUUUAGGUUACAUCAAUAAUACUGAAUUUAACGUCCUUUAAUAUUUUACAUAUUAAUCGAAUCAAUUCAUGACAAAAAUAAAUUUGACAAGUUUGAGUGCACAAAUAGAUAACAAUUAUAUGAAUAACGCAUUAAAUGUCUAUUUAUGUAUGUAUAAUCCGAACUUCAAAUGAAUAAAGAAUAAUUAGU
This is a messenger RNA of Drosophila takahashii, 4726 nucleotides long. RefSeq names its product rhomboid-5 (gene rho-5). Gene Ontology annotation, molecular function: serine-type endopeptidase activity. Gene Ontology annotation, cellular component: endoplasmic reticulum membrane. Gene Ontology annotation, biological process: regulation of protein secretion; regulation of epidermal growth factor receptor signaling pathway. NCBI's taxonomy places the organism in Eukaryota, Metazoa, Arthropoda, Insecta, Diptera, Drosophilidae. The record is from RefSeq and is a predicted model, not a curated record.